AUGGAAGGACGGUGUUCUGUCGAGACUUGGGCUGAAUUUGGGCUUUUAGGAAAACCAGGCACGAAGAAGGUGACGUCUGGUUUUGAGACGAAUAUUUUCAUCUGCACGGGCUGCGACGAGGUCUAUGUCUUCAGUGCUACUGAUAGAAAACUCACGGCUGUCCUUCACUUCCCUGGUCCUGUGAAUGAUUUGGUUGAGAGCCACGACAAGCAGCUCCUGUUUGUAGCAUGUAGGUGUGGAGUUUAUUGUGUGGACUUACAGCUGCUGUUACACAGGGUUCAAGGCUCCUCGGGUGAUGCCUCCUCCAGUCCAGCUGAGCUGAACAUCUCCUCUGAGUUUGUUGCUGUAGAUGCAGGCGGAGUGUCCUCUUUGCUCCUUGUUGGCUCCGUGCUCCUGACCCUUUGUCAGACCGACACAUCUUGGCUGAUGACUUUGUAUAAAAGACCCCAACAAACACAGCCCACCACCUAUGAGGUGCUCGGUUUGUUCCACCUGCCACUCGUUUCACCUGCUGUACACGGCGGUGCAAAGGUAAAGGCAGGACAAACGGGGAGGACUGUGCUACUCUGUGCCCAUUUUGGCAUUAGGCCUCCGCUUUCUACCUCCCCUGAUGCAACAGAUGUGAGCUAUUCCCACGUCUGCCUGGAGCCUGUUCUCUUCAAACUUUUGUUCGGGGUUGAAGCGGCACUUGCCAAAUCCCCAGUUGUUCUUUGCGGCCUGCCAGAUGGGCGCUUGUGCUUCCUUCCUCUGGGUUUGCCAGGAUCACGGCUCCGAGUUCUCUAUAGCCUCGAGCAGCCGGUCGUAUUUGCCGGAGCAUCUGUUGUCACGGAAACAGAUCCAGGACACGCACAGUGCUUGGUGGUGGUGGGCGAACAAGGCAGAGUGGCGCUGAUCAAGGCUGACAAAGCCGGGCCAGAAAGAGAGGGAAGCUUUGCUCGUUUCACCGAGGGGUGUGUGUCCGGACCUGUGGAGUGUGGCUUUGUGGGUAAAAACUGUCUUUACUACAGCACUGGCUCAGACCUCCUCGCGCUGAAGCUGUCAGACGAGUCAGCUGGGAGAGAGGACAGAGAAAGGGAUGUCGAGGCCCUCCAAAGCCCGACCAGUUUGAACGUGUGCGGAGUCAUUGCUUUGAGUGAGCCGACGUUCAGCGCUGCAGGUGAAGUUCAGCUGCUCGGGCUGACGGUCAGAGGGCAGCUUCAGAGCAUUAGAUCACCGGUGAGGAGACGGGAUGAAGGAUUCUCUCAGCCUCCCUCCUCACAGGCCGGUCGCAGCGUCAGGGACCUCCUGUCUGCCAUCGGCGAUGUUUGUGAGAGAGCAUCGGCGCUAAAAGCAGCCAUCAAAUCCAAAAACCAAACUCUGAGGCAGCUGAGUCGGGCGGUAAACAUCAGUUUCCUGCUGACGGGAAGGACGACGACGACUGAAGAACCUUUUCCGGUUAACGGGACGCCCAUCAGAUGUCACGCCGCAACAAGCUGGAGCAGAUCUCUUCAGAAAGACGCCUUUAGUCUUAAGUGUGUCCUGAACAACUCAAGUCCUCAUGUCCUGGAGCGAGGCUGGGCGCUGAGCGUCGCCGUCUUUCCUGCGUCCUGCUCCUCCAGCGCAGGACAGGAAACCUCCACUAGUUUUGUAUUCCCGUUCUACAACCUGUGUCCCGGGGAAACGUUAGAAGUGUCUCUUCCGGUGGCGGCUGCAGGCGACACGACUUUCCCUCUGACUGUGAACUGCUCACUCAUCCUUUCGCUGUCGAGUUUCCUGGGAGAGGAGGAGGAAGUUCUCCGCCCUGGUUUGCAGAAUAGCUGCUUCAGCUUGGCCUUAAACACACUGACAGUGGACUGGUUGCACGCCUCACAAGUCAUCAGUCCCACAGCCCCCCAGCCCAACAACGCGGCAGACGCCCUUCAAGCUUUUCUACGCUCGAGACUGAUCAGGUGUUCCAAAGGAGGGGGAGCCUCGAAGCCCGAGAAGUAUUCAGCGAGCGUGCGGGUGUCUUCAGAGUUACUGAGGGACACGCUGACGCUGAAAAGCUUUGGUCUGGACACGGAGGUGGCCUCUCAGAGUCUCUGCUCCGCUCUUCUCCGCUGGCUGCUGUUUGAAGAUCACGAAGGAGUGAAGAUGGGACACGGAGGAGACGAGGUCGACACGAGCGGCUCGGUGAUCCAAGUCCGUGCGCCGAACGAAGCCGCCGUCAAACUGAGCGCUAAAGAGAUGAAAGUAGAGGAGGAGGAGGAGGGCCUGGUCUGUGUGGAGGUUCAGAUCGAGAGCUCAUCAGUCGCCCCGGUGUGCGGCCUGCAUCACGCUGUGCUGCGACGGAUUCAGACUUUGUUGAAGAAGGCCUCUGAGAAAGCUGCUUCCACGGAAGCGGUGCAGAGGUUAGGACUGAGGCGAGCGCUGCAGCAGGCUGAGAUCCAGCAAAGUCAAAUCUCAGAAGCCUUGAGCGUGGGCAUGUCCUCGAGCCAAAUGAAGCGAUUCCUUCUCGAUGUUUACCAAGCACUCAGAGAAAAUCCUCUCCUCGUAAUUUAA
Molecule: messenger RNA, 2520 nt
Organism: Nematolebias whitei (Rio pearlfish)
Lineage: Eukaryota; Metazoa; Chordata; Actinopteri; Cyprinodontiformes; Rivulidae
Gene: faap100
Product: FA core complex associated protein 100
Exons: 8
Coding region: 1-2520 (839 amino acids)
Biological process (GO): interstrand cross-link repair
Cellular component (GO): Fanconi anaemia nuclear complex; nucleoplasm
Source: RefSeq, a predicted model, not a curated record